Messenger RNA from Nicrophorus vespilloides, 1943 nucleotides. RefSeq names its product gamma-aminobutyric acid receptor alpha-like (gene Grd). Gene Ontology annotation, molecular function: extracellular ligand-gated monoatomic ion channel activity; GABA-A receptor activity; neurotransmitter receptor activity. The transcript has 10 exons. Gene Ontology annotation, biological process: nervous system process; chemical synaptic transmission; monoatomic ion transmembrane transport. Lineage: Eukaryota; Metazoa; Arthropoda; Insecta; Coleoptera; Silphidae. The record is from RefSeq and is a predicted model, not a curated record. The coding region runs from base 317 to 1900 and encodes 527 amino acids. Gene Ontology annotation, cellular component: synapse; neuron projection; membrane.
AUCUCUUCGGUUGUCGUCAGUCACAUUUGCGCAUUCCGAAGAUGCGCUCCGCUCGAAACGGUACAAACGAUAAAUCUGUCCGUCGCAUGGUUUGCAGGCGGCACGGCACGUCAGUCACGCGGCGAUUUCGGACCCAAAAAUAAUAACAUCAGCAUCCAAAGAGGAUUUCGUGUUACCAUUCUCAGAAAUAACAACCAUCGUUGACCAAAGAACAAUGCUCCUACACCGACGAGAAACUUUUGCUGUUACAAGUUCAAACUAAUCUAGCAACAAAAAUUUAAAAAGUAAAAACAUAGCAUUCAGCAUUUGGUGCACGAUGUUGCUACAUCUAUUUGCGGCCGGCGUCGUCCUCUUCGUAUUCGCUCACAUGGAUGCCAGCCUAACGAUUUCGCUCACCAAGAUCGUCUCGCAACCUCAGAAAAACAACCACAAGAACAUCUCGAAUCUGCUGGAUAAUCUGCUCAGGGGAUACGAUAAUAGCAUCCGGCCCGAUUUUGGUGGUGCUCCGGCCGUGGUGGAAGUCGACAUAAUGGUGAGGAGUAUGGGUCCAAUAUCGGAAGUCGAUAUGACUUACUCAAUGGACUGCUAUUUCCGACAGUCGUGGGUGGACAAGAGGUUAGCGUUCCCCGGAGACGAUAAGGAUACGCUUGCAUUGAGCAUUUCGAUGCUAGCGAGAAUUUGGAAGCCGGACACAUACUUUUACAAUGGGAAACAGUCUUAUCUGCACACGAUCACCACACCCAACAAAUUCGUGAGGCUCUAUAAGAAUGGACGCGUCCUCUACUCUUCCAGACUAACUAUUAAGGCUGGUUGUCCGAUGAACCUGGAGGACUUUCCCAUGGACAUACAGAGAUGUCCACUUAAAUUUGGAUCAUUCGGUUACACGUCGCGCGACGUCCUCUACAGAUGGAAUUCGGCUAGGCAGGUCGCCAUUGCAGAAGAUAUGAAGCUGUCCCAGUUCGAUCUGAUCGCAACACCUGCCGGCAACCACACGGACACAAUAAUCAACAGCGACAAGAAAACAGCCGAAUAUUCGAUGCUGCUUGUCAGUUUCCAUCUGCAGAGGCAUAUGGGAAACUUCCUGAUACAGGUGUACGGGCCAUGCGUACUUCUGGUUGUUCUGUCUUGGGUAUCGUUUUGGUUGAAUCGCGAGGCGACUGCUGAUCGGGUUUCCCUAGGAAUCACAACCGUGCUGACCAUGACCUUCUUGGGGCUAGAAGCGAGAACCGAUCUUCCUAAAGUUCCAUACCCAACGGCCCUAGAUUUCUUCGUGUUUCUCUCGUUCGCCUUCAUAUUCGCCACAAUCAUUCAAUUUGCCGUAGUCCAUUACUUCACCAAAUACGGAUCGGGCGAAUGCUACUUCAGUUCCGAUCUGAGUUCGGAUUCCAGCAGUGAUGAGGAGGAUUGGAAUCAGGAAGGAAGGAGGAUCAUCACCGAAGCUACCAAUGGUCAAGGGGACGUAACUAGGCGGUAUCAAAACUACAGCUGCGGCGAAUCUCAGUUGAUCGAAGUAAUUCCACUAUCAGCGUGUUCCAUUCCGAUGGCGACUUCCUCUGGUGGCGGAAGCCGUAGGUCAUCGCAACCUUGGAGUCCACUGCAAUGUCUCGGACGUCGAACAGCCGGAAACGAUGAUGAACAUGUACCUGUAGUUCCCACGAUGGCCCUUGGGCUGGGACCAUCUUCGGUGAGCUCAAUUAGCGGACCAAGGAUGUCCAUUCAACAAGGUCCCAGGAUUCACCGAAGACGUAGGAAGAAACGCACACCACGGUUCAACUCCGUGUCAAAGAUAGAUCGGGCGAGUCGCGUUGUCUUUCCUUUACUGUUCCUAACUAUAAACCUCUUCUACUGGUAUUCAUAUCUCUCGCGAACGGAACGCAUACAACCACUGAAUGUCUCCUAAUAACACUACAAUAAUUGUAAUAAUAAUAAAGAACGACACGUUA